UCAAAAUAGUUGUGAAAUAGUGCACGAAACACGAAAACCUUCUUCAUUAUGUAUUAAUUUUCACAGGAUAAGCGUUCUUUGGUGCCGAAAGUAGCAAAUUCCCUUGGCAAAUGGCUUCGAAAAUCGUAGCAACAGCCACAGUGCGUGCGGUAAAGCAUCGGAAGCUGCUUCCGAUGAGAGCUGCACUAUCGCUGACUCCGGCAGCAGUAAACAGGAUAAAACAGCUGUUAGAAGGCAAAAACGAAUUUAUUGGUCUCAAGGUUGGUGUACGGCAACGGGGAUGCAACGGAUUGUCCUACACACUGGACUAUGCAACGACGAAAGAUAAAAUGGAUGAGGAAGUCAUACAGGACGGUGUGAAAGUGCUUAUCGACAAGAAGGCACAAUUAUCUCUCUUAGGCACAGAAAUGGAUUACGUUGAAUCGGAACUCUCGUCGGAAUUUGUAUUUAACAAUCCCAACAUUAAAGGCACGUGCGGGUGUGGCGAAUCUUUCAGCAUGUAAGAGAUGUACGGAACAAUACACGAGCUAGACAG
Messenger RNA from Anopheles maculipalpis, 535 nucleotides. It is a transcript of the gene MagR, whose product is annotated as iron-sulfur cluster assembly 1 homolog, mitochondrial. The transcript is spliced from 6 exons. Gene Ontology annotation, cellular component: mitochondrion; cytoplasm. Lineage: Eukaryota; Metazoa; Arthropoda; Insecta; Diptera; Culicidae. Gene Ontology annotation, molecular function: 2 iron, 2 sulfur cluster binding. The coding region runs from base 111 to 503 and encodes 130 amino acids. The record is from RefSeq and is a predicted model, not a curated record. Gene Ontology annotation, biological process: iron-sulfur cluster assembly.